CUAGCCAGGCUUUUCAUGUCUUCCACUCUCAAUGGCCAUAUCUCACAGACACGAAAGGAAGUGUUGAGCUGCACACACGUCCUUUGGUUGACAGCCGGCCGGAUAUCCCGCCUACGCCAGAGACGGCGUAAAGUGGAAUAUGCGAAACGAGUCUUCUGUAUCCGUCCUGAGAUGUCGUCAGCGAUUAACUCGCUGACACUGGUUGAUGCAACUGCCCAAAUAAGUGAAGCUGUCAACGCGCUCUACUACUUCACUCCCUAUUUCAAUGUAGCCCAGCUAUGCUGUCUCUUUACUCUGGAGAGAAAAGGUCGACCUCAGAGAUUGUACAUGCCAACUUACCCCACAAUGGUCUGUAACCGGAGGUAAGUUUACUUAUACGGAACCAAUCCAGAAACCAGUUCAUACAGACGGUUACCGACCUCAACCAGCUGUCCCGUGAGCUAUGCGGUCACACAACGUUAACCCUCUUUCUAAUUCAGAUACCUGAAGAUUCAAUCAACUUCCACGGUGUUGGAAGCGAGGAAGCCUUCCUGAGCAUCAUUCCCCUUUACUAACAUCACCACUAUCUCCCCCCCUACUACAGUUAGUACUAUUCUUCAGGUUAUUGCGGCACCGUCACGUCACUCUGUAACCAAAAGCGACGAUGGAAGCCAUAGAAACACCCCAGAUAGC
This is a messenger RNA of Trichobilharzia regenti, 672 nucleotides long. Lineage: Eukaryota; Metazoa; Platyhelminthes; Trematoda; Strigeidida; Schistosomatidae. The record is from the annotation of a GenBank genome assembly.